UGUCCCAAUAGUAUCACAUGUUCAGGCAGAGCCACACUGCCGGUAGUGUUUUGACUGAACAGCAGGAGGAGAAACAGGAAGUACAGAGGAACACAGAGCUCAUAAGCACGGUACACAAAAGAUCAGUCUCUCACUUGAAGCUGCAGACUAUGGAGGGAAGUACGGCACAAGAUGAAAUUCACCAGGAAGAGAAAGUCAGAUCUGGAAGCAGUGAAGAAGGGCAGACAGAUCUGAAGCAGAGAGAGUUGAGACUGGUGCUGCUCGGCUCAGCGGGUGCUGGGAAAAGCAGUGCGGUCAGUGCCAUCCUGGGCGGCCCGACAUCUGAGUCCGACUCUACAGGCCCCGAGACACCAGCCACCGACUGUCAGAAGAGACGUGUGAUGCUGGCAGGACGACAGGUGGCUGUUGUGGACACACCUGACUGCCUGUGCAUCGAGCGUCCCGCAGAGGACGUGCACCGCCAGUUUUCGCUCUGCGCGGCAUUAUCGGCCCCGGGGCCCCAUGCUUUCCUGCUCUGUGUCCCUGUGCACCGGCCCAGCAACCUGGAGCUUCAGAUUUUGGAGACUAUUGAGAAGGUGUUUGGCCCUGAAGCGGUCAGUAAACAUGCAAUGGUGCUCUUCACUCGCAUGGACCGACUGCCUGAGGAUGUUUCUCUGGACGAGUAUCUCGAUACAGAGCGACCCGACUUGCUAGAGCUCGUGCAAAAGUGCAGGGACCGACAUCACCCGCUGCGGCCGGGAUCCAGCGUGGAGGAGCUGUUCAUGAAGGUGGAGAAGAUGGUGGAAGAAAGCGGGACACGCUUCUACACCUGCCCUCUGUUGCAGGAGGCAGAGAGGAGAGUGAAAGAGAAGGAGGAGGAGAUCUUGAGAAGCAGAAGAGAAGAAGGAAAGGAUGACUUGGAGGGAAUAAGGGCUGAAGCAGAGAAAAGUGUGGACGAUUUGGUGGUUGAGGGAAUCGCAGAGCUCUGCGUCUCCACGCCUGACACCUCGCUCUUACGCUGGUUGUGGGACAGUGUGGUUGGGUGGCUCCUGUGGCUCCCCAAUAUGGUGAGGGGCAGUGCUUUACUGGGGUCGAUCGUGGGGUUGUUCGUCGGGGGGUCCUUAGGAGGGGCCAUGGGAGCAACGGUGGGCUCUGUGGCGACGGAGGUGGGUAGACGGAAACAAAAAACCAAGUGAGGACUUGGAAAUUUGGUAACAGUUUAUUGUAAUUUUCAUUAUGUCACUAAGAAACAUCAAAAAACAGAUCAGUUGUUCUUGAACAUUCAAAUAUAUAGAAUAUAUAGAAUAUAUAGAAUAUAUAGUCAGCUACAGAAGUCAUAACAAACACUAAUGACAUGUUUUUCUAUUGAAUACAUGCUUUUCCGCAUUACAAAUUAUUAAUAGUGAUGUCAAAUGAUUACUCGUGAUUAAUCGCAUACAAAAUAAAUGUUUUUGUUUUCAUAAUAUAUGUGUGUGUUCUGUGUAUCUUUAUUAUG
Cyprinus carpio (common carp) is the source of this 1474-nucleotide messenger RNA. RefSeq names its product GTPase IMAP family member 4-like. The transcript is spliced from 4 exons. NCBI's taxonomy places the organism in Eukaryota, Metazoa, Chordata, Actinopteri, Cypriniformes, Cyprinidae. Gene Ontology annotation, molecular function: GTP binding. Bases 18 to 1175 code for a protein of 385 amino acids. The record is from RefSeq and is a predicted model, not a curated record.